AUGACGACCAAGUCAAAAACCCAUCCGCUCAAUGGGAUGCACACGGCUGGCAUAUUUUCCGACAUGAGCGCUGAUGGGCCUGAGAUUGGCACACUGGUGCUCGUCGUCGACCGAGCAAAGAACUUGCCGAAUCGCAAGACCAUCGGGAAGCAGGACCCCUACUGCGCGGCCCGCUUAGGGAAAGAAGCAAAGAAGACCACAACCGACAUCCGUGGCGGCCAGACCCCGAAAUGGGACCAAGAACUUCGAUUUACCGUUCACGACUCGCCCGAUUACUACCAGCUUAAGGUCUCGGUAUUCAACGACGACAAGAAGACGGAAUUGAUUGGGGAGUCCUGGAUCGACCUGCGCGACAUUAUCGUGGGAGGCGGGGGGCAGAGCGACCAAUGGCACCAGCUUGCGUGUCGGGGCAAGUACGCCGGCGAGGUCCGCAUCGAGAUCACAUACUACGAUAACCGCCCCAAGCCGGAGAGACCUGUCGUAAAGGCGAAACCGCCAGUCCCGACCGACGUUGAACCAGCUCCAGCCGCCGUUGGGCCAAGGCCAGUGCCGAAGCGCCGCCCGUUGCCCACGGAUCCCGUCACUGGAAAAUCCCCAGCGCCGCCGUCGCCCGUACCGGAGCAGGGUGAGACGCCGCUUCGACCUCAGCCGAAUCCCGCUCCAGUUUCGCACCAACAACCUGAGUACUACCAACAACCGGACCAAGGCAGGGAGCUUGGGACUCCGCCUCGCCGCGCCGAACCGCCCAGCCAGUACCGGACGCCCGAGAGGGCCGAACAGCAGCAUGCCGCCCAGCACGACCAGAUCUACAGCACACACCGGCAGCAGCCGGCAUAUGACCGCCAGGAAACAUACGAGUUUCCACCGCUUAACGACCACAGGCCUGUUAAUGAUGACCGGCCACCCCCACCGCCCGCCCAUAGGAGCAGAACUGGAAGCAACCCUUCGAUGAACCCGGCGUUCCAAACGACGCCACCAACCAUGCGACAGGAUGUGCUGAGGAGCGAAGCCCACCGAAACUCUGUCUCGGGAAGCUACCCCGGAAGGCCGACAUACAAGGCGUACGAUUCUGCCCCUGCAGGUCUCCCCGGCAACCAAUACUCCAAGGCGGACCAGGGCCAAUCUCGGCAUUAUUCUUACGAUGGAAAUUACGAACCACAGAGGACCAUGCAGGCUACCGUCGAAGAUGUGCCCGAGUCGCCCGAGUCUAUGAGCAACCCCAGAAGGACCUCGGGACGCUGGCCGCAACCGCAACCUCAAUCGCAAUCGCAGCCCCAUCUUGACCGGGACUACGACAUGAGCGCCAGUCCUGCGCCGCUCGCUCUUUCAGGGAGGAGCAGCACCGAGUCAUCACAUUACCAACAGGACCCGAGACACACGCAAGACCCGAGGCAUCAAGGUACCAACGGAUAUCAGAUGGUUGCGCCCGAGAUUCCUCAAAGGCAAUCACCAGACUAUGCGCCAAACUAUGGCAGGCACUCGGAACCUUCCCUGCCAUUGCACGGUUCCCACACGGCGCAAAAAGCACUGACGUACCGGAGCGAGCUUGACGACACCUCGAACGGCUACCCGGUACCUCCGGUGCCGGCAUCCCUUGUUCCGGGCGUCGAUCCAAACAUUGGCCAGGAAGUCCCGGAGCGGAUUACCCAGGAAAGGAGACUGUCCAAUCAGACUCGCGGAUAUGCACAGCAAGCCCUGGUUGAGACGCCCCCCCGGGGAAGGACCAUGAACGAUAACUACGGUUACGAUGGGGCCGUCGUCCCGUACAAUGCCUCGUCUGCCCAUGGUAGGAACCCCGUUACGUACACCAACGGGCCAUCAACGUCGAGCGUCAACGUGGUCAUCAAGUCGCGCGCCUACUCUCCCAACCCGCCGCGCGAUCCCAGCCCGAACCCGCGCCACCAGCAUACCAUCCGACGCAAGUCAGUCAGCCCCCGGCCGCCGGUGGAAAACCGUCAGAUGUCGGGUGUCCCGUUCGGCCCCGACUCCUACGAAGCUUUAAACCCCAAUACCUCAUCGGCCGCCAUCAAAGAUGCAGCCUCUUCUCGUGCUGACUACAGCGAGGCCACCGGCAAGAUCAUCACUCACGAUGGCCGCGAAGUUGACCCCUCCGAUCACCUUCCUAUGGAGACCUGGGCACCCGAGCCCGAGCCAAAACAGCCGUCAUCCACAUCUUCCCGUCCCUCGCUCUCCGGUCCCCAACCUGUGCCCUCUUCGGGUCGCCGUCCGCUGCGCAUCGCGGCCCGCACGCAAUCCAUGCUCCCGGCACCGUCCUCAUCGGCCAUCACCUUCUCCGGGGGGAUAACAGACCACGUCGAACCCAUCACCUCGGCAACAGCGACUGGGCGAAACCGUCUUCAGAAGAAGGCCGCCUACCGCCAGUCGACGUCCGCCAUCGUACCUAUGAUGUCUGGCGCCAUCGGCCCGGCGCCGGGGCGGGACCCCAGUCCCAACCGGGGCACCGUCCUGCGCAAGAGCAGCGGCAGCAGCGGGCACGGGAUGGAACCGGCCCCGCUCGCGCCGCUCCCGUCGCACAUGGACAACUUCACCGCACCACGGGGCAUCCCGCGCGCCGCCACCUUCGACUACGCCACCGGUAACGAGAACCACGCCCCCUACCACUCCUCCCACUCGGGCAGCCCCAGCGGUGUCUACGGCACCUCCCCCGGCAGCCAGCGCCACGCCAACGGCUACAGCCACAACAGCUCCAGCCAACACCGCCGCCACAGCCGCAGCCCCGGCCGCAGCCCCGGCGGGCACGCACACCAGUACAGCCGCAGCGGCGGUAGCAUCAACGGCAGCGCGCCCCCGAUCCCCGCCAAGGUCCCGCUCGCGUUGCCCCCUCCACCCCUAUCCUCAUCACCUGGAAAUGGGAGCGGGAUGAGCGGUGCGCUGCAGCUGCAUAGCAGCAGUGUUGCGCGGCGCGCGGGGAGCGGUAUUGAUGAUGGGUAUCAUCAUGGCCAGGGGCAGGGGUACGGAGGACAAGAUGGGGGGUAUGGGUAUGGGCAGGGGGGUCACAAUGAUACGUAUGGGUAUGGUGGAGGUGGUGGUGGUGGUGGUGGUGGGGGGGGGGGAGGGAAUAUGUCGUUGGAGGAGGAACUGAGGCAGAUUGAUAUUGGGACGGGACGGUCCAGUCGCAGGCAUAAUCAUAAUGCGGGGGGGUAUGCGGCGGGGGGUGGGCAGUUUGGGGCGGUUUAUGGGCAGGGAGGGUAUUGA
Molecule: messenger RNA, 3216 nt
Organism: Chaetomium globosum CBS 148.51
Lineage: Eukaryota; Fungi; Ascomycota; Sordariomycetes; Sordariales; Chaetomiaceae
Exons: 2
Coding region: 1-3216 (1071 amino acids)
Source: RefSeq, a predicted model, not a curated record